Molecule: messenger RNA, 2110 nt
Organism: Phascolarctos cinereus (koala)
Lineage: Eukaryota; Metazoa; Chordata; Mammalia; Diprotodontia; Phascolarctidae
Gene: DNAAF4
Product: dynein axonemal assembly factor 4
Biological process (GO): determination of left/right symmetry; inner dynein arm assembly; heart development
Molecular function (GO): nuclear estrogen receptor binding
Source: RefSeq, a predicted model, not a curated record
AGCCCUCUCAUUUAAAAAAGAAAAGAAAACAAAACAAUUUUAAAAAGCCAUUUUGACCCCGGGUCUCCGUGGAGUAUCUACUCCUCACGUGGCACAGGCCUGGCCAAGAAAACAAAUGCGAGCUCUGAGCGUGCGUUUGGGGAGGAGUGGCGGGAAGGGACUCCGAAUCAUAGGAUGCUGGCCUCCUAGGCCCCGGCUUUUCCCUUUCCCCAGGACGACCGACCCGGCCCGACUUGCCCCGGAAGAGCUUUGGGAAAGGUUGAACUUCCUUAGCAACUGACGGGAGCGCGGCUAGCAACGCGUUGCUGGUACGUUUCCCUUGAGGGCGGCAGCCGAAGAUGCCGCCCCUGCAAAUACGGGACUACAACUGGCAGCAGACCGAGUCCGUCGUGUACCUCUCUUUGCCACUCCGAGGCGUCCGGCCUGGGAACGCCGACAUCUUCUGCACGGAAAAUUACCUCAAGGUCAAUUAUCCUCCAUUUUUAUUUGAAGCAUUUCUCUGUGCUCCCAUAGAUGAUAUUAACAGCAAAGCCAAAAUUGGGAAUGAUACCAUUGUUUUCACAUUGUUUAAAAAAGAAAUUGGAAUGUGGGAGGCUCUUUCUUUGGCAAAUGUUGACAAAGAGAUGAUGCAAAGAAUAAGAGAAAAAUCUGUUUUACAAGCACAAACAAAAGCAAAAGAACUGACUGAAGCAAAAGCUGUUGCAAAACGAGAAGAUGAAAGAUAUGCUUUGAAGAUAAUGAUGGAGAUUGAAGAAAAUGAGCGGAAAAAAAUUGAAGAUUUAAAAGAAAAUGAGAGGGGGAAAGCAACUAGGGAAUUGGAGGCUUGGAAGGAACAGCAAAAAAAUUCUGCUGCUGACGAAGAAAAGAUACAAAGAGAAGUAAAAAUGUGUCAACAAAAGAAGCAAAUAGAAAAAGAGAGAAAGAAAUCAAAAGAUAAAAAGGCAAUUUGCCAUAUAAAAAGUAUGAAGUCUAAAAAUACUACAAAAGGAAACAGUGCAAGAACUAUAUUUUCUGAGACGUUAAAAGAUGAUUGUGUUCCUGCUCCUCGAUCCAUUGGCAAUAUUAAAAUCCAGUUUACCCCUCGAGUUUUCCCAACUGCUCUCAGAGAAUCUCAAGUAGCAGAAGAAGAAGAGUGGUUACAGAAACAGGCAGAGGCACGAAGAAUAAUGAAUGAAGAUAUUCCUGAACUCCAUGAUUUAAAAGAAGAGGAAAAGAAUCCAGAGUGGUUGAAGGACAAAGGAAACAAAUUGUUUGGAAGAGAAAACUACCUGGCAGCUAUUAAUGCUUAUAACUUGGCAAUUCGAUUAAACAACAAGAUUCCAUCUUUGUAUCUGAAUCGUGCUGCUUGUCACCUCAAACUUAAAAACCUACACAAGACAAUUGAGGAUUCUUCCAAGGCCCUGGAAUUACUUACACCACAAGUUGCAGACAAUGCAAGUGCAAGAAUGAAAGCUCAUGUGCGGCGUGGAACAGCAUUCUGCCAACUAGAAUUAUAUGUAGAAGGUUUACAGGAUUAUGAAGCGGCACUUAAGAUCGACCCAUCCAACAAAACUGUACGAAAAGAUGCUGAGAAGAUUCGGAAUAUAAUCCAAGGAACUGAACUAGAAUAAUAAUGAACACUACAAGCAGCUAGAUAUUGUCUUGUGUUGAUAAUAAGGAGGUGAAGGCAUUCAUAUCCUUUUUCUGUAUUCUAGUUCAUAUUGCCAAAUGACUUAAUGUUUAUUGUUUCUACAAUUUUUGUAGAAGCCAAAAUAUUAUAAAGUUGUAGGAAACAAGCUAUCCAGGUUGGACAAGUUUUGAGUAAAUAAAUCAAAGUAAGAAAUGAUACAUUUUAAUUCUUUACUUUUAAAGUAUUUAUAAGUUUAUCUUAUUUUCCUUGUUAAAGCUUGCCCAAGUAACUAAACAUGUGUUUGGUGUUUAAUAUUAGGGUGUUGGUUUCAUUUUGACCAGAGAUCUAUUUUUUACAAUACCUAGUUUGUAAUGUUUUCAUUUAAAUUGUGUUUUACCAAUAAAGCAACUGAGUUAUUAAGUCAGAUAAGUAGUUAUUUUUGCAUGUAAUGCAUAUAUUUUAAUUUAUUUAUCCUAAUACACAGAAUAUCCCCUAGGUUUU